Molecule: messenger RNA, 1305 nt
Organism: Populus trichocarpa (black cottonwood)
Lineage: Eukaryota; Viridiplantae; Streptophyta; Magnoliopsida; Malpighiales; Salicaceae
Product: protein OS-9 homolog
Exons: 8
Coding region: 132-1019 (295 amino acids)
Biological process (GO): retrograde protein transport, ER to cytosol; endoplasmic reticulum unfolded protein response
Cellular component (GO): endoplasmic reticulum lumen
Source: RefSeq, a predicted model, not a curated record
ACAACAACGCUGCUUCCUCCUCUUCAAUUCUCAACACAAAACCCAAAAUCUGCAUUUUUUUGGAAGUUCUUAGAUUAUUAGGUAUACAAAUAAAAGAAAGAAAAAUAAACCACUCAAAAGGAGUUUGAAAGAUGAGAUUUUUAUGGUUAACAGUGGUGUUAUACACUGUAUGCAUCCAUGUUUUAGCUGAUCAGAUCUAUCCUACUCAUGCAGGUGGUACGUUCAGUCGUAGUUCUCGUGAACCAAAAUAUCAGAUUGAAUUUCAUUCAGAAGAGUCUCCUUUUCAUCCCGAUGAUGACCAGGAGUCAAUGGUCAUGCCCAACAAAAAUGGUGAGAAUUACAUAUGCUUCUUGCCCAAGGUGGUGAAAGCUAAGAGUGAGAUGCCACUUACUCAGCUGAAUGUAAGCAGCUUGAUUGUGGAAACUGAGAAACGGGUUAAAUUGAAGACACCUGAUGAGCUGCUUGAAGAACUGAAAGACUCAUGCCUUGUCAGACAAGAGGGUUGGUGGUCCUACGAGUUAUGCUAUCAGAAGAAGUUGAGGCAAUUCCAUGUGGAGGACGAGAAAGCUAAGGUUAUCCAAGAAUUUAUCUUGGGUGUGUAUGAUGAAGAGGCCACAGCUGCAUUCAACCAGAAUCUUUCUGACAUUUCUACAUUGAAAGAUCCUCGUUCAAAAGAUGCAUCUCAAAGGUAUCAUGCUCAUCAGUAUACAAAUGGAACCAUAUGUGAUCUUACAAAUGAGCCGCGAGAAACUGAGGUGAGAUUCGUUUGCUCAGAGCCCAGAGCUAUGAUUAGUUCAAUCACCGAGCUAUCCACUUGCAAGUAUGCACUUACAGUACACUCUCCAAUGCUUUGCAAGCACCCAUUGUUUCAAGAAGAGAGACCAGUGUGGCACACCAUUAAUUGCAAUCUUCUUCCUAAGGAUUACAAGGAAGCUAAACCAGAUAAAGUCGAAGCCGAUGAUAAGCAGAUCUUUAUGGUACCUGACAUUGAUUCCUCUAAUCAUGAUUCGGAUGAAUAAGCAACGUAUUGCAGAGGGACCUUUGUCAAUACAAAUCAAAUUAAACGAGCUAAUGGAGUGUAUUCUUCAUGUUUUAUAUGGCUCUUCCCUUGCAAGUACAAAACAGUCAAUCAGUCGCUCUCAUGCCAUCGGCCCAAUGAGCGGCCUUUUCUGGACUCAGAAAACAUACAGCAAAUAGUGCUUGACAGUGUUGUUGUAACUUUGGAAAAAUCGAAGUUGCUGAAACUAAUGGGAGAAUAUAUGUAAAUUCUAUGAAAAAAGACAUUCCUUGACGGUCUUACCGAAA